This is a messenger RNA of Spinacia oleracea (spinach), 926 nucleotides long. RefSeq lists its product as uncharacterized. Gene Ontology annotation, cellular component: mitochondrial intermembrane space. The transcript is spliced from 2 exons. The coding region runs from base 164 to 721 and encodes 185 amino acids. The record is from RefSeq and is a predicted model, not a curated record. Lineage: Eukaryota; Viridiplantae; Streptophyta; Magnoliopsida; Caryophyllales; Amaranthaceae.
AAUGUGCCACUUGAACCCAACAAAAUAAAAGUAUUAUUGGGCAAGAAACAAAAAACGGUUAAUCAAUUCUGGGUUUGAACUUUGAAGCACAGAAAGAAAUUCAGCUCCGCCACCGACCACCACCCCAGACCUCUUCAUCUUCCCUAAUCUCACAAGGGGCGUGAUGGUGAAGGCCUACAAACAAGAGCAUGUUUACCAGCAUCCAUGGGAGAGAGUGACAGCUGCAUCUUGGCGCAAAUUUGCUGAUCCAGAAAACACAAACACUCUCUCUCACAUCCUUGAAGUUGACACCUUGAACAGGAAGCUAGAACCCGAAUCCGGGAAGCUGUACACCACUAGGGCAAUCACGAUCCACGCUCCAGGACCAUGGUUUGUUCGAAAGAUGGUUGGUCAAGACAUCUGUCAUUGUGUCGAAUCUACAGUCGUUGAUGGUCAAACACGGUCAAUGCAACUUACUACUCGGAAUGUUAGUCUGCAAAAGUAUGUUGAAGUCGAGGAGAAAAUACGGUAUGAUCCACACCCGGAUAAUCCUUCUGCAUGGACUCUUUGCAGACAAGAGACUAGCAUCAGGAUCAAGCCUUUGUCAGCCCUUGCUUCGAUGGCGGAGAAGGUGGAACAACGAUGUGUUGAUAAGUUCUUGCAGAACAGUGCCAAAGGCAGAGAGGUUAUGGAGAGAAUCUGUAAGUAUCUUGAAGCUGAAUCUAGUGGAAUUUCCAUCUGAUUUUAUGCUGUUGAAUCUCUUUUGAUUUGAUUUAAACUUUUUGCUAGAACAAGGUUCUGAAUUACAACAGACCCUUUUUAAGAGGAAAUAGAGAUAGAAUGUAUGAAACUAUGAAUAAUGUAUGAGCAUGAGCUUAGAAACUUGUAGUUUCCUUGAACUUGCCGCAAAUUUUGAAACCAAUAUACUUUUCCCAGUUAAUCUAACA